UUGUCUCGGCUGAAAUGAUGACUGUUUCCACUCCCAGUUUGAACACCAGAGAAUCAUUCAGAGAGGAGACAGGAGACUUGUCGGUGCUUUAGGUUGGAUCUAUUAAAAUGGGAUUUACUUUCAUGGAAGUUUGGAUACCUGUUUUAGUUUUAGUUUCUGCAGCUGCAGGCUCUAACGUAUGCACUUCUAGAGGAGUAAGCACAUGUAAAGAAUGUCUGUCUAUCCAUCCAACGUGUGCCUGGUGUGCUCAGGAGAUCUUCGGAAAAGGAGGAUCAAGUUUGUCACGGUGUGAUCUGAGAGACAAUCUCAUUCAGUCUGGUUGUGCUGAGAAGUUUAUUGAGUUUCCACUUAGCAGCAUGAAGAUACUAGAGGACCGCCCCCUGAGUGACAAGGCAGGGGGUUCAGCCAGUGAAAUCACUCAGAUCCGACCACAAAAAAUCCACCUCACCCUUAGGCCAGAUGAUUCAAAGAAUUUCAUCGUCACUGUGAAACAAGUUGCUGAUUACCCAGUGGAUCUGUAUUACCUGAUGGACAUGACCAAUACCAUGAGGGAUGACUUGCAAAAGCUUUAUGCUCUUGGCAAUGAUCUGCCGCGUGCUCUACGCAGUGUCACCAGUAAUCUGCGCAUGGGAUUCGGAGCUUUUGUAGACAAACCCCUCUCACCUUACAUGUAUAUUUACUCUGAAGAAGUCAUCAAGAAUCCUUGCUAUCAGUCUUCUAUACCUUGCCCUCCACAAUUUGGCUAUCGUAACGUACUGUCUCUGACGGAGCAGGUAGAACGGUUCACAGAGGAAGUUAAGAAACAGAAAGUGUCCAGAAACAGAGAUGCGCCAGAAGGUGGAUUUGAUGCUAUCAUGCAAGCAGUAGUAUGCAAGGAUAACAUUGGAUGGAGGCCUGAUGCAUCUCAUUUGCUGGUAUUCACAAGUGAUGAUAAGAGCCAUUUGGCUUUGGAUGCCAGACUCGCUGGAAUCGUCCAGCCCCACGAUGGGGAGUGCCACAUCAACAAAGACAAUGAAUAUGACAUGUCCACUACACUGGACUACCCUUCACUUGGUCUGAUCACAGACAAGAUAUCUGAGAAUAAUAUCAACCUCAUCUUUGCUGUUACCAGCAAUAUGGUGUCACUAUAUCAUAAUUACAGUGAGCUGAUUCCUGGCUCUGUGGUCGGAACCCUUUCUAAAGACUCAGGAAAUGUUAUUCAACUCAUUCUGGAUGCUUAUGCUAGGAUCAGGUCCAAAGUUGAGUUAGAGCUUUUGGGUGUGCCAGAUGAGUUAUCUCUGUUCAUCAAUGCAACCUGUCUGGAUGGAGUGGUCACCACAGGGGUCCGAUCCUGCGCCGGACUCAAGAUUGGAGAUAUGGUUUCAUUCAGCAUUGAGGCAAAACUAUACGGCUGUCCCAAAGAGAAGAGUCGUACCUUCACUGUGAAACCAAUGGGCUUCAAAGAUGCACUGCAGGUGACUGUUGACUUUGCUUGUGACUGCAACUGUCAGCUGUCCUCUGAACCCACCAGCCCCUCCUGUCACCACGGCAAUGGUACCCUUGAGUGUGGGGUGUGCCUGUGCGAUCCGGGCAGACUGGGCUCUCGAUGCGAGUGCUCUGAGGGGGAAUAUAACCCCACCCAUCAAGACCGCUGUAGCCCCAACCCAGAGACACCGGUCUGUAGCGGACGGGGAGACUGUGUGUGUGGCCAAUGUAGCUGUCGCUCAAGUGAUUUUGGGAAGGUGUGGGGGCUAUACUGCGAAUGUGAUGACUUCAGUUGCCUCCGUUCCAAAGGACAGCUUUGUUCAGGUAAUGGUGAGUGCAACUGUGGAUCCUGUCAGUGUAACCCUGGAUGGUUCGGUGAGAGCUGUGACUGCUCGACCCGCACAGACAACUGUAUGGGGAGUGGAGGAAUGCUUUGUAGUGGGCGUGGCCACUGUGUGUGUGGUGUCUGUGAGUGCACUCAGUCAGGAGCCUAUGGAUUAACCUGCGAGAAGUGCCCCACCUGCCCUGAUGCUUGUACCAUCAAAAAGGAGUGUGUCGAGUGUAAGCACUAUAAGAGAGGGGCUCUGUAUGAGAAGAACUGUAAUCACAUCUGUAGAGACGAGAUUUUUCCAGUGGAUGAGCUUGUCUUUCAUGAGAAGAAUGCAGUGAACUGCAGCUACAAGGAUGAGAACGACUGUGUACAGAACUUCCAGUAUUAUGAAGAUGCCAGUGGAAAAUCCUUCCUUUAUCUUGUUAAAGAACCAGAGUGUCCUAAGGGUCCUGAUGUUUUGAUGGUUAUUCUCUCUGUGACUGGUGCUAUUCUGUUGCUGGGACUGGCAGCACUCCUGGUGUGGAAGCUCCUGAUCACUAUUCAUGACCGCCGUGAAUAUAUCAAGUUUGAGGAGGAGAAAGCCAAGGCUAAGUGGGAAGCGGCUAAUAAUCCACUCUACAAGGGAGCCACCAGCACCUUCCAAAAUGUAGCAUAUCGUGGCAGUAACGAAUGACACUCAUCUGCUUCUGUCAAAGAUGGCUAAUGAUCAUCUCAUAAACACAGUUUCUCAACCAAUCGCAGCUGGAUUCAUCCAGGCUUGUGUCUGUCAAGAACCAAGGGGAUAAAUGCAGUUAUGUACAUAUUGUUCUAAUAGGAAUACUCUUAGAUUUGACAUAAAUAAGACAUACAACUCCUUUUUAAAAAGUCCUAAGUGUGGAAAUAAGGCAUUAAGAGUGACAUGUAAAAACAGUGGCAUGUGUGAACAGUCAUGCUACACAAACCAAAGAGAAACCAUUGGAUUAUUGGAAAUGUAAUGCACAUCUCAGAUGGUAAUAUGUGUAUUAAAUUUUCAAUAACUGCACAUAGUCAACCACUUAUAGCACAAUUACCACAUGUACAUGUUUAUCUUAAGACAUUUUCAGGUUUUCAUCUCUAAGACGUGCUUGCGUAUAAGUAUCUUGCUUAGAAACAGUCCAAGCUGAAUCUUGAAACAAUUUGUGGCAAAGUGAUAUAGAGCUGUAAUAUGGUCAACAAACUCAUAUCUACUUCACUGGUGUGUAAUGGACCCUAUUCACAAAUUGUGAUGCGUUUUUCCACCUUAUUUAACAGGGUAAAUCUAGCAAACGUAAAUUUGUAACAUUAUUCUUUGUGUUAUAUUACCUUAAAUUAGUUUAAAAAUACUAGUUACCAUAGCUGCAAUUGGGGUUUCUGAUACAGUUGCUGAAAGUCAAUGUCAGUCUUUUCUCUUUUUACUGUCAAAAUCCAACACUCUCUAUUUUUUUCUCUUGUGGAAAGUCGAUGAAAUGUAAUAGUGGAUUUUGUCUUUCGCUGUUGAAGCCAAAUUAAUAUUUAUACCCUUUCGCCUCUAUAGAAGCUUACCCUGCAAUAGUUUACUUCCGCAUUCCAAACCUGGAAAUGUAAAAAGGGUCCACUAAUUAGCUUUGGAACAUUUGUCAACCAGUCAGAUUCAGCCAUUAAACAGUGCCAUGAUCAUGUAUAAUAUACACUGGAAUUUCAUUGAAGUAUUCUGAUACUUUUGUUGCCACGGUAGUGAUUGUAAAUGAGGUUCUGUGAAGCCCUGUUGUAUUUUAUUUUCUUACAGUGAUGAUGGAACAAUGAGAAUAAUAAAUAUUGUUAUACUGUA
Messenger RNA from Myxocyprinus asiaticus (Chinese sucker), 3599 nucleotides. RefSeq names its product integrin beta 3a (gene itgb3a). The transcript is spliced from 15 exons. Gene Ontology annotation, cellular component: cell surface; integrin complex; focal adhesion. Gene Ontology annotation, biological process: cell-matrix adhesion; cell migration; integrin-mediated signaling pathway. The coding region runs from base 108 to 2468 and encodes 786 amino acids. Gene Ontology annotation, molecular function: integrin binding; fibrinogen binding; fibronectin binding. The record is from RefSeq and is a predicted model, not a curated record. Lineage: Eukaryota; Metazoa; Chordata; Actinopteri; Cypriniformes; Catostomidae.